This is a messenger RNA of Salmo salar (Atlantic salmon), 1148 nucleotides long. Lineage: Eukaryota; Metazoa; Chordata; Actinopteri; Salmoniformes; Salmonidae. The record is from RefSeq and is a predicted model, not a curated record.
CCUCGGUAGCUUUCUAGCAAACAUAGCUACAACAUUCACGCUCUUUACACUGUUUUGGUGUAUUUUAGUCGCUGUGUAUUAAACACACUUCUGUCGUAUGUACUUGUUGGCCCAUUUAAUUAUAUAUUUACGUUGUUUGUCAGCUAGCUGGUUUGCUAAAUUAUCUUAGAACUAGGCUAGUCGCUAAAGCUAGCUAGCGAACAUCCCCGACCAUGAGUUCACUAAGCUACUCUCCUCCUGCUAAAGAAGAGGAGGACUGCUGGACGGAUAAAGAAGCUCUAGUGAAGGAGGAGGAGGAAGAGAAGGAUGUUACAAUACAAAAACAAGUAGAGGGUGAAGGUGUUUCCGUGAAAGAAGAAGAGAAAGACGUUUCAGUGAAAGAAAAGGAAGACUCGUUCAGAUUGAAAGAGGAGGAGGCUGUUACAGUAAAAGAAGAGGAGGCAGAGAGAGAGGAGGAUGCAGUUUUUGGGGUGAAAGAGGAGGAGAUGACUGUCACAUCGAAAAUGGAGGAGGAGGAAACUGGACAUCUGGGCCCGGUUUCCCAAACGCAUCUUAAGGCAUCCUAUGGUUCUGACGGGGAACUUAGCAGUAAGAUGGUUUUGAGAAACCGGGACCUGAUUAACACUAGAGCGAGACGUGACUAUCGUGGAUCCUCUGGGGAGCCUCAACAACAUGAAGCUGACGAGGCAGAGAAGAGUCCCUCCCGAUCAAAACACCUCAAGAAACACCAGCGGAGACCCACAGGGAAGAAAUCUCACUGCUGCUCUGACUGUGGGAAAGGUUGCAAAUCUUCAUCAGAACUUAAAAUACACCAGCGAGUACACACAGGAGAGAAAUCUCACCACUGUUUUGAUUGUGGGAAGAGUUACUUAAGAUCAAAUUCACUAAAAGUACACAUGAGAAUUCACACUGGAGAGAAACCUUAUAGCUGUGAUCAAUGUGGGAAGAGUUUUACUACAUCUAGCCAUCGGAUUGUACACCAGAGAACACACACAGGAGACAAAUCUUAUAGCUGUGAUCAAUGUGGGAAGAGUUUUACUCAGUCAAGCAGCCUGUUAUCGCACCAGAGAAAACACACAGGAGAGAAACCUUAUAGCUGUGAUCAAUGUGGGAAGAGUUUUACUUGUGUUAGUUUCAACAGCACAUAA